This is a messenger RNA of Scomber japonicus (chub mackerel), 834 nucleotides long. Its product is annotated as coagulation factor XIII B chain-like. The transcript is spliced from 5 exons. NCBI's taxonomy places the organism in Eukaryota, Metazoa, Chordata, Actinopteri, Scombriformes, Scombridae. The coding region runs from base 63 to 608 and encodes 181 amino acids. The record is from RefSeq and is a predicted model, not a curated record.
AUUUUGAAUUUAAAUAGACUCUUAGCUCCACUUUGCUGUUGGAUGAUUUCACUCCUGUCAAAAUGUGCAUCAGAUAUCUUGGAUUUCUUCUUCUGAUUUGUCUUCCUGGAAUACUACACGGACAAAGUGCACAACAGUCCUGUACUGCUCCCAACCUGGAUGGUGGUUUCUUUGCUCCAAAGUUGGAGACUUAUCCUCAUGGAGCACAGCUGACCUACACCUGUAACAGUGGACGUGUACCAGUAGUGAGGGGGUGGUGGGUAACAAGCUCAUGUCAAAAUGGCAAAUGGUCUCAUGAACCACAAUGUAUAGAAAGUCUCCAUGCAUGCAGUGUGCCCCCUAAAAUCCCCCAUGCAAUAAUCAUUAAUCAGGAAUACCAGGAUUUGUUUGCUGCUGAUUCAGUACUACAGUAUGAAUGUGAAGAAGGAUUUACUGUAGAAGGAGUAGACACCAAAAAAAACCAUCAUUUGUAUCAGUGGAAACUGGACUACAGCCUCACCGUGCCGCAGUACAGGAAGUGGAUCCACAGUGGGGGUAACAAAUGGUGGACACACUACAUCUACACAACCUACAGGUCGAGUAUCUUCUACCACUUCUGGCUCAAAUGACAGAAACAGUCAACCUUCAUUCAUAUCAAGUAAAUCAUUUAUAUUCUUUGCUCCUUUUACAUCACAUGUAUCAGACUUGGUUUGUAUAUUUGCUUAGUAUAACUAUUCAUACAUCCACAACAUACAUCUUCAAUUUCUGACCAAGUGAUAGAGUGUAUUUCCUGUGGGUAUCACUACACAGGGGAAGCAGGAAAUACAAAUGUACACAAACAGGGAUUAGGUAGAU